Danaus chrysippus (African queen) is the source of this 3153-nucleotide messenger RNA. NCBI's taxonomy places the organism in Eukaryota, Metazoa, Arthropoda, Insecta, Lepidoptera, Nymphalidae. The record is from the annotation of a GenBank genome assembly.
AUGCUUGCGAGCCUGAUGUUAAGUGGUUACCCCAGACUAUGCAUUACCAGGAUGACCACUAGCGACUUACCGAAUCUAGACCGUAAAAAAGUUUUGUUACUUCUACCUAAGAGAAACAUACUUCCGGUUCUUCUCAUAGCAUUACUACCUUCAUGUAAAUGUGAACCCACUAAUGGACACAAUUAUAAUAAUGGAAAUGCUGCAUCAAAUUUUGGCGAUGUAUUGAGACCACCACCACCACCGCCGCUGCCAAUAGCGCCAGUACCAUUUCACGGAGGAGCUGAAAGAUUACAACGACACAAUAAUGAUCUGGGCUAUUUAUACCAACCUCCUCCACCAUCAUUACCACCGCCUACGAUUACUCCAGCCAAAUUUAAUUUCCCAGCUCCUUUUUAUAAGCAGUAUAAUUUCAACUUUGUUCCUCCUCCACAACCUUUUACAACGACUUUAUCGCCUACCAUAUUCCAAAAACUAUCAGGAUGGCUCUUUUCAUCUCAACAAGUUUCUGGUUCAGAGUCACCAAUAAAUGUAGCUCCAUUAAAAAAGGAUUGCAACCCCUGUAAUGCUGUGCCAUGGUUACCUGUAAUAAGAUAUGAUUUAGAUUCUGGAAAGGAACGUCAAAAUAUCAACCCUUCUUACGGAUCACCGCAUAUAUCAAGUAUUUCUGAUUUGAAUACGAUUAAUAGUGUCCCGCAACCCUUACAGUCCCAAAAUCCUAACUUGAAUCCCACAGUUACACCUCAUACCAUAUAUGAUCUACCACCCGUGUCACAUAAUAAAUAUUUCAAAUCACCGAGUUCUACAUACGGACCACCAAGUCCGACCCAUAUUGUUCCCGUUAUAAACGAAAAUCCUUUAAACACCCCCUAUCCUAUAUCUAGCAGUUCUCUGUACGACCUACCAAGUGUUUCUAAUUUUCCCUCUUCAUCCUAUUUACCCAGUUCAUCUUAUACACUUGGGUCAACUUAUAAACCUAUUCCUUCUUCAUAUAUAUCUACAUCUAUCAUUCAUGAGAAUAAGUUUACUUCUACAACACAAUUCCCAAUUACCUCGACAUACAAAUCAGAAUUUUUGAUUAAAAAUGGACCUAAUCAGAAUCAUAUAAAUAACAUAAGACAGUUGAAUCCAACUUUAGAACAACAAUUACCAAAAGUUUCAAACCCCACCGGAUUCAAAAACUCGUAUGGGGAACCAAUCGUUAAUUCUUAUGCUCUAGAUAUCCCAGCAUCCGCUGCCGAAUCAAUAAAAAUUAAUAGUGAAAUUCAUCCUAGUGAAACAAUUAAAUCUAAUAUUUCAAAUGUUUCACUAGCCUUGGCAAAUCCAGCACCAUUCAGUUUAAAUAGAGGAAGGAAUAUUCACACCUUACAACCAGUAGCAUUACCCAAUUUGAGCGUGUCACCACUUCCUCCAAUAUUUAAUGCACGCCCAUUCCGGCCACUUCCUAUAAAAUAUCCAUAUAAUGUCAUACAAGACAAUCUCAUUUCAAAUAAUUUAAACAUCGAUAAAAGUGUUCCCAUUGCAGAAUAUACUCAUUUAGAAUAUCCAACAACAAUUAUUCAAUCCCCUGUAAUAGAUAUAGACGCCUUAAAAAAAAUAAACAACAGUAAAGGCUACAGAAAUAUAGAAAAUAGUUAUGUUAUAGAUGAAGUUCGUGAUAUAUCCCCUCAAGCUUCCGAAGAUCACACACACAUAUCAAAAUCAAAACAAGAAGCCAGUUUUGAAAGUAUUGGUCCUGAUCUUAACAACGAUUUAUAUGAUGCUGGUAUUCCACUGGAAAUUAUACAGUCACCCGACUUUCCGUACAACCAUAAAGUUAGUUUCGCUGAUUUACGGGGCGUUAAAGAUGAAGACGUGGACAAAUAUCGUACUGAAAGUAAUCUCCAGUAUAUAGAUUCACCUUUGUUAUAUUUAAAACCGAGUGCACCACACAAAAAUUACAAAAAUUUUGGAUUUACGACAUCAACUACAGAGAAGGGAGCAGAUUAUGAAAUUUAUGAUGAAAAUCCAACAACACCUUCUCCUGAACUACCCACUGUCACUUCUUCCUGGGAUGAACAGAAACAUUCUAUUAAUAAGGAAUCGUCCUCUAUUGUUGGUCAGGAAAAUGGAGGCAGAUCUAAAAUUAUCCAAAUUAUUGUUCCCUAUACCACUGACAAAAGGCACGAUAAAAAUGAGAAUAUGUUACCACAUCAACAAAAGUGGGUGUUAAAUACUGAAAAAGAAUAUCAAGCAAGAAAAAUUCAUGAUAACACUGAGAACUAUUUUGAAACUGUUGCAACGGAAGGUUAUACUAACCUAAAUACAGUGACAGAGGAAUCUGUGUUAACUAGUGAGGAACAAUAUAAUACAGCUAAAAGUAAUAAUAUGCAUGAAGGCAAAGAGCCACCAUUUGAUAUAAUAAAGCUUCAACAUACGAUAGAUGAUUGGACUGAGCAAGAAUAUUCUAAUCUUUACGGAAGUUCGCAAAGAUCACGAUCUGGUGAAAAAUAUGCGAAACAAAUACCCGAUGAGUACUUUACAACGAUUAAUCCUGUAACCAGUUAUGUAACAGACAUGAAUGGCGACAAUUACGAUUUAUUUGAUCAUGAGGGUUCAAGUAGUAUACAACAUGCAAUAACGGAUAAUAAAACUAACAUAUUCGCUAUCAAUCGUAAUGAUUACAAUACAUUAGAAAAAAAUAAAAAUGUUCACUACAGUGCCAAAAAUGAAGAAAAUGGAUUAAAAAAAGGAUUUAACAUUUACACAGUCCCAUCAAAUUUUAGGAGUACAACAAGCACAACCACUGCUGCACCAUGGGAGAAAAUACAGACAUCAAUAUCUCCUCUGACGAACGAAAAAGUGUAUGUUGUGACUUCGAAACCAUGGAGAGAAAAUGUAACGAAAGAAACGAAUCAAGACAAAAUAUCUGAAGACCAAGACACUGAAGAUACCAUAGAUACAGAUGAUUUACCAUUCAAGUCACCUAGAUUCUUUAAUAGACCUUUAUAUGGUUUUACUUCUGAUGCCAUCGACUUCGAAAAACUUGAUUCACCAUACGGUUAUUCCAGUGGCUGGCACCGAAGAAUAAACAAUUUAGGAAAUGAAAGGGAGCAAGGAAAUACUUCGGUUGAAGAUGAAUCUGAUCUGAUUCCCGUAACUGCGAAGGAUACUUAG